AGCUCAUCGGCUAGGGCUAGCUGUCACCUGGAUGUAGCUUUAUCCGACAGCAGCCUCAAAAACCUGGGAUCUAUGCGGCCGGAGCUAACGGCUUAGCCUGAACCAGUGAAGCUACUGCUGAGCCUGGCAACUUCUGCUGAGGAUGGAGCAGCUUCAUAUUAUAAUAAAAUACGACCCUUAACCCUAAUGCUAACUUAUAUGAGCUAACAGUAACGCUGAACGGGGCCCAGAAGCUAAUCAACUAGCUUAAUGAGAGAGAUCCGUUGGUUGAAUUGGGUCAUAAAAAACAAUUUAAUGUUGUACACAAACACGGCGCUGAAAUCGGCUUCCGUUUGGACAGUUGACGCAACGUUAACUCGCGACACUGAGCGACCUCUGACCGUUGAGACGGGCCGUAAAACAUUGGAGCUCCUGGAGGAGUCGGCCGUAGGCUCCGUCCGUGCUUGUGGAGACAUGGGCAGGUAUUUCCGCAGCGAGGUCGACAUUAAGAGUCCGUGGCAUCAGGUGUUGGCUGCCUUCUGGCAGCGCUACCCCAACCCGUUCAGCGCCCACGUCCUCACCGAGGACGUCCUGUACCGCGAGGUCACCCCCAGCGACCACCUGUUGUCACGGCGACUGCUGACAAAGACCAACCGGCUGCCGGGCUGGGCGGAGCGCGUCUUCCCCGCCCACAUGGCCCGGGCCGUGUACGUCCUGGAGGACUCCAUCGUGGACCCGCAUAGACACACGCUCACCACCAAGACCUGGAACCUCAACCACAACACACUGAUGACGGUGGUGGAACGGUGUUCGUUUGAAGAGGACUGCAGUCGUCCCUCUUGGACCAAACUGAGGAGGGAGGCCUGGAUCUCCUCGGCGGUCUACGGCCUGGCCCGGCCCAUACAGGAGUUUGGUCUCACCAGGUUUAAAAGUAACCAAGCCAAAGCCAUGAAGGGGCUGGAGUACGCCCUGUCCAAGAUACAGACUGAGGCCCCCCCUGAUCUCCACGGUGACCAGGUAGAGUCGGCGGAGAAGCACAAGCCCCUCCCACCACAGACCACGCCCACCUCUGCCCAGAAUCCCAAGCAGUUCGUCUGAACGUCGUCCGAUUCUACAGCUACAAUAGAAAUCCCGCUUCUAUCGAUCCGAGCUAGGACUGCGGGGGCGUCGCGUCGCGCCAACCUCAGCUCCGGUUGGUUGCCUUCUUGAAGUCCGUCAUCAGAGAACAAGUGCUGCUUUUAAAUGUGACUGAGGCCGAGCAGAAAAACAACAAAUAUUAGCUACUCCGUCGUCCUCCUCUGAACUACAAUCAUUCCCAGGAUUCACUGGGACGGAAUUCAACCAUCUUAGUAAAACGGUUUAACAAAGUUCCUUUUUUAUUUGCUUAAUUUUGGUUUUUACACCGUUUCUAGAUUAUUCUGCAGUAAUUACUUUGGGUUGGUUCAUGUAGAGAGGAACUUUUUCUCAGCCCUGGUUUCAUUAUUUAAAAAAAAGACAGAAGGUCAAAUUAUGUAGAAUUGUUCUAAAAACCGGAUUUAGAUAAAAAGCGUUUUUCUUUCUAGUGUUAGAUGUUAUGAGAUUUUGAAGCAUUUGGAUCACAUUCCAGUUAUUUUCUGUUAUUUUAUAGUCGUUUUUAUAUUUUUAUAUUAACAUUGUUACAUCUUAUUUUGAAUCAUUUCAAUCACGCGUGACAUUAAUGGUAUCAUUUCUUUGUCAUUUAGUGACAGUAUUGCUUCACUGGUGACUCUUGCCUGCUGGAUUAAAUUCAGAAUCACGACACCGUCUGUGGAGAGUACUUGCUGUAUUCGUAGCCGGUCGGAUAAAGAUCCACGAUGAAGCCAGUUUUAUUUCCGCGCAGAUGCACGUUUCGUCUUUUGAACGUUUCCUGCGGUCGAAAGUUUUGCUAAACGGGACUUGCCCCUGCGCCGUCGCCCUCUGGUGGUCGCCUCCUGAUAUUGGAGGGGGAAGUUACAAUCCCCAGGAUCUCGGUCCUGGUGGACGCGGCGACGCCUCUGAUCAAAUCACAAACCGUGACACUGGAUCGCACGUCGCGUCGCUUCCCUUCAGUCUCUCGUCCGUGUGAAGGAAACUUCAGUCCUGCAUCAGCGACCACUCCGGCUACUAUUUAGAGAAUUACUGCAAGAAUGUGGAGGCAUCAUCUUGUAGUUCGUAAAUAUUCAUCUACACGAAACAUGAAUCGCCUUUUCGUCCAAGAACCGGUUUCCCUCACUUGAUCUUCGUCUUCCUUCACCGCUGAUUUAUCGAACCUCACCUGAGAGAACCGAAGCAGGUGUGCGAUGGCAGAUGGGAAGAUAUUCUCGGGUUUUCUCAGGGAACCGCUUAUGGUCACUUCACUAUCCAACUUGUAGUUUUAUAGUCUGUAUAGUGGCCUUAGUAACAGUGACCACCAGAGGGCGACAAAGCGAAGCGGGUCACCUGGACUUAUAUCGGACUGGUUUCCGCCUCGGGGCCAAACUGGGCCAGUCGGGGCUUCACGGUCUUUCCUGAGGUUUUCCAGGCUUCCUGUUUGAGUCUGGAAAGUCCUGAAAGGUCUUUAGACUUUUAUCAUUUCAACUCUUGCAAAAAAACAAAAAACAAAAAAAAAAACCCACAGUGAAGUCAGAAAACUAAUUGUCCAGAAACACUGAUUUUAUCCUGUGAAGAGCCACUGUCAUGUCAGACACUGUUAUUCUCACUGUUUAACUGAAUCCAACAUGUUGAAUCACAAUAAAUCUACAGACCUGAGCAGCUGCUGCCGUCACUGUCACAUGUUCUUCACUUUCAUGUUAAAAAUUGAGAGAAAACAGCACAUACUCCUAGUUCUAUAUUUUAGAGCUCAGGAUAUUCAGGCCACAACCGAAGACCUUAAGCUUUUUGAUUUUCAAUUUCAGAUUUUAAAACAUCACUUUUCAUGAUUUCAAUAUUCAAUGCCCCCCCCCCAGUUUCCUUUUCUCCAGAUACUAGUCUGUAAUUCUGAGAUAUACCAGACGAAACAGGACACGGUCUCACUUCAUGACGUAUGAAAAAGGUUAGUUUAUUCUCCGUAAAAUAUUCAGUCUUCAAACAUUCAACUGCGUCACAUUCCAGCAACUGUGAUACGAAACACAGGAAAUACCUGUGGGAGAUGAAAAGUUUAGGGCAGAGAGGGGUUAGGUGGAGGUUUACCCGAACAGGUUUAGACACAACGGCGGGUUUAAAUGAUGAGCCAGGAGAGAAUGUGUUUGAAUUCGAGCUGUAACUGAUGAUUAUUUUCAUUCUCGUUUAAUGGGUUCAGUUCAUGUAUUCGCACACAGAUUUACAUCAACGUCUGCAACUAAAAACUAAAUUUAUCUAUAGUAAAAGGUACAACUGUACAAACAGAAAUGUCUCUAUGUAUAUAAUUAAACAAUAAGCAUGUAACAAACAUAAUAUGGUGUUAAAAAACAAACAAAGUAAAAUUCAUUGGUGAAAAAAAAAGUUGCAGUUAGAAGAAAAUGUUUUAAAAUAUAACUCGACUAUUCUUUAAAUUGUUAUGCAAGUAAAAUGUUAGAAAACAGAAGGAACUGUUAUUAUUUCCCAGAGGACAACGUGACGUCUGUAAAUUAAAUGACUUUACUACUAUUUCUUUAUUCAGUUAAUUUAUGAUAAAACAUCCACAA
Xiphias gladius (swordfish) is the source of this 3617-nucleotide messenger RNA. RefSeq names its product PRELI domain containing 1b (gene prelid1b). The record is from RefSeq and is a predicted model, not a curated record. Gene Ontology annotation, molecular function: phosphatidic acid transfer activity. The transcript has 6 exons. Gene Ontology annotation, biological process: phospholipid transport. Bases 250 to 1077 code for a protein of 275 amino acids. Gene Ontology annotation, cellular component: mitochondrial intermembrane space. Lineage: Eukaryota; Metazoa; Chordata; Actinopteri; Istiophoriformes; Xiphiidae.